Messenger RNA from Kockovaella imperatae, 4817 nucleotides. Its product is annotated as putative transcription regulator. The record is from RefSeq and is a predicted model, not a curated record. Gene Ontology annotation, biological process: nucleosome organization; regulation of transcription by RNA polymerase II. Gene Ontology annotation, molecular function: ATP hydrolysis activity; ATP-dependent chromatin remodeler activity; chromatin binding. Bases 95 to 4681 code for a protein of 1528 amino acids. Gene Ontology annotation, cellular component: nucleus; chromatin. The transcript is spliced from 16 exons. NCBI's taxonomy places the organism in Eukaryota, Fungi, Basidiomycota, Tremellomycetes, Tremellales, Cuniculitremaceae.
CCGGACAGCGCGUUCAAGCUAAGGAAUCAAGAAAGACGGUGGGAACGAUUGGCCUAGGCAUUCUCACAAAGCGACUUCAUCGUCUCCCUUCGCGAUGAACGGCGUCACUCUCCCUGCUCACGAAUCGCAUCUCCCUUCCUCUAUGCUGGCUUCUCAAGACCCUCCUCAUGCCAAUGGCUCGACAUCGAAUGGUUCUAGUACGCCGAAGAUUAUGCUUCACGUUCCAAAACCUCCCUUACCGACUGUGCAUCCUUCGACACCUUCCGAGUCAUUGACACCUGCAUCCGAUGUAGCUUCAGGGGAUGAUGCUGAAGGUGAGGAGGAGUUGGACGAAGAGAGUGGUCUACCGUCAAAGAUCACCUCUCCAGCUGAUUCCGAUCUGUCAGAGGAAGAGACACGUCCAGACGAGGACUUUGCAGAUGAAGGCUUCUCAGAAGAAGACGAAGCUGUGGAUGAGGAAGAGGAGGACGAAGAUGACCUCGAUUUUGGGCAAACGAAGAAGAAGCCGAAAGCCAUCAAAGUCAAACCUCAAGGAUCUGGACCUCCGAAACGCAGAGCGGUGGGCUCCUUCCCAGUUCGUCGCGAGCGGUCCAUGUCAGCGGAGGAUGAUUACGCUGCCAAGUCACACAAGCGCAAAUUCUUCUCCAAAACAAAUGGCUCGAGUGGUCGAGAGACGCCAGAUUCCUCGUUUGCAGACGCAGACCCAUGGCGGAGAGGAGCGGCAAGAAAGGUUGUCACUUACGACGAGGCUAAAGCCGAUUAUGGGUUAGAAAGCGAAGAUGAAGAGGUGUACUACGCCGAGGCAGAAGGCCAACAAGAGAUGGAUGAGAUUGAUCUCGUUCUUGGCCAUUCCCGCGACGAAGAUCAUCUUGACGAUCCGGCCGAUCUGCCCCAGGAGAAUCUCCGAUUCCACAUCAAGUGGAAGCGGUAUUCCCACAUUCACAAUACAGAUGAGCUCUACUCAUUCUUAAAAUCAUACAAAGGCUUCAAACGUGUGGACAACUACAUCACAAAGGUCUGGACGGUCGAGCAGCAGUUCCGGCAUCCUGCACCAGAUGCGCCCUGGAAGCCGACAUCAGAGGAGUUGGAGCAAUUUGAGAUUGACAAGGAGCGAGUCAAGGAGCUUCAAGAGAGCUACAAGGUGGUGGAACGGAUCCUGGCCGAGAAGGAGGAAGACAGAGAUGGCGAGGUCGUCUCAAUGUUUUACUGCAAAUGGACAAAUCUCCAAUACAACGAAUGUACCUGGGAAGUCUACGAUGACAUCAAAGACAACGCCCAAGCUGAGAUCGAGGAAUUCCACGCUCGACAACAGCGGCACACCGUUCCCGCUCGCUCCAUACCUUACUCUAUACAUGCUCGACCAGCUUAUAACAAGAUCACCGAAGACCCGUCGUAUUUGACAUGUGGAGGAGCUCUGAAGCCGUUCCAGCUGACAGGUCUCAACUGGCUAGCCUAUCUUUGGAGUAAGGGGGAGAACGGCAUCUUAGCCGAUGAGAUGGGCCUCGGAAAGACUGUCCAAUCCGUAUCCUUCUUGUCCUAUCUUUUCCAUACGCAACGUCAAUAUGGUCCUUUCCUUGUCGUCGUGCCGCUCUCAACCCUGCCGGCGUGGCAAAUGCAGUUCGCCAAGUGGGCACCAGAUAUCAAUGUGAUUGCGUACAUGGGGUCUGGACCUUCACGCGAAGUCAUUCGAGAGUUUGAAUUCGGUCCUCUCAAGGCACUCAAGUUCAACGUCCUCUUGACUACGUACGAGUUCAUCCUCAAAGACAGGCAGGAUCUUGCACAGAUUAAAUGGCAGUGCCUGGCCGUGGACGAGGCUCAUCGACUCAAAAACCAUGAAAGUCAACUCUACGAAGCAUUGUCCAGCUUCAACUGCGCGUCUCGUUUACUCAUUACUGGCACCCCAUUACAGAACAAUGUCAAGGAACUGCUGGCUCUGAUGCACUUCCUGAUGCCUGAGAAAUUCCAAUUGGCGAACGACUUUGACUUGAACGACGUGGAUCAAGAGGCCAAAAUCAAAGAUCUACACGAGAAGCUGGGAACCCUCAUGCUGCGAAGAUUGAAGAAGGAUGUCAUCAAGGAGCUGCCUUCCAAGACUGAGAAGAUCUUGCGAGUCGAGAUGUCGGCGAUGCAGAUGCACUACUAUAAGAAUAUCCUCACGCGAAAUUAUUCCGUCCUCAGUCGUGGAGGAACCCAAUCGGUCAGCCUGAUGAACGUAGCCAUGGAGCUGAAAAAGGCAUCGAACCAUCCAUACCUGUUUGAGGGUGCAGAGGACCGUAAUAAACCCAUCAACGAAAUAUACAAGUCUCUCGUGAUGAAUUCUGGCAAAAUGGUCCUGCUCGAUAAGCUUUUGACGAGGCUCAAGGAGGACGGUCACAGGGUCUUGAUCUUUUCUCAGAUGGUCCGACUGUUGGACAUCAUUUCUGAUUACAUGUCAGCCAGGGGUCACGUCUUUCAACGGCUAGAUGGUACCGUCUCUUCGGACAUCCGUAAAAAGUCGAUCGAGCAUUUCAACGCCCCUGGUUCCCCUGACUUUGCCUUUUUGUUGUCGACACGCGCUGGAGGAUUGGGCAUCAAUCUCGAGACUGCGGAUACAGUCAUUAUCUUUGAUUCUGACUAUAACCCUCAAAAUGACCUGCAAGCCAUGGCUCGGGCACACCGUAUCGGCCAGCAACGUCACGUCAGUAUAUAUCGAUUCGUGACGAAAGGUACUAUUGAAGAGGACAUUCUCGAGCGAGCUAAGAGAAAGAUGAUACUGGAAUAUGCCAUCAUCAAUCAAAUGGACACCACUGGCGGCCAUAUCAAUGGCACGUCCACGCCCAAAGACAAGAAUGGCGAUUUCUCGAAGGACGAGCUCUCCGCCAUUCUCAAAUUUGGUGCUCAAAGCAUGUUCAAGACAGAUGACAAGGACCAGAGUCAAAAGCUUGACGAGAUGAAUCUGGACGAUAUUUUGACCAAGGCGGAUGCGUUCGACACUGAAUCUGCCGCGCAGCCUGGAGGGACAUCGCUCGGUGGGGAAGGAUUCUUGGCAUCGUUCGCUGCCAUUCAGGAUGUGAAGAACGACAUGGACGAGGUCAGUUGGGACGAUAUAAUUCCUGUCGAGGAGAGGAUCAAGAUGGACGAGGAGCAGAGUAGGGAGCUGCAAGCCCAGGAGGAAGCUGCACGAUCGAGAAAGCGCAAAGCCGCUCAGCAGCCUGGAGCGUAUGAAGGUAUGGACUAUGACGAUCAGGCAAGCGGCGCCGGCUCCACCAAGGAGAAGAAGAGUAGUAAAGGCGGGGGACAACCGAAAAAGUCUCCAGCACAGAAAUCUCUGGAGCUCAAAGAGAGAGACUACCGUGUCUUGAUUCGAGGUCUACAGAAAUGGGGAGAUAUUCGUAACCGAUACGAUUUGAUCGUCAAAGAGGCUCGGCUGGAAAACAAGAACAGGGUGCUCAUCACUCAGACCUGCGAAGACGUCAUCAUACAGGCAGAGGCUGCGGUCGCCGCUCACAAGGCCCACAUCCGAGAGCUGCAAGACAAGGGAGAACCUAUCACCUCGUCACUCCGUCAGAAGGCCAUCUUGUUCUCGUACAACUCUGUCGCCGGUCUGAACGCGGAGACAAUCGUGGCCAGACACUACGGGCUCAAGGCGGUCGUAGAGCAUUUCAAACGUGUCGAGGAUCCGGAAAAGUACAGCAUCCCGCAUGAGAGUCUCAAGCCCACACAGAACUGGACCGUCGACUGGACCGCCGAGGAUGACACCCACCUUCUCGUCGGCAUUUGGCGUCAUGGCUUUGGCACAUGGGAUCAGAUACAACAGGACCCCACUUUGCAUCUCGAGGACAAGAUAUUCAUGGAAGACCCCAAAACUAAAGCGGAAGGUGAUUCGAGUAAGGCCAAAGCGAAUAUUCCUGGCCCGAUCCAUCUAGUCCGACGUGGAGACUAUCUCUGUGGUAUUAUCAGAGAGUACGAAGAGAACCGUCGAAUGCUCAUCGAACAGCAAGCUGUAUUGGAUUCAAUGCCACCAAAGGAAGGCUUUGGCUUUGACAAUCCAUCGAUGCCGCUCCCCCUGGCUUCAUCGUCCAAGGUCAAGGCGAGUAGUCCCAUGACCAGUACGACGAGCGACAGACCCAAAGGCAAAGGCAAGGCCAAGCGACACAAGACGCCUGAAUAUACGAGCUCGGAGGAGGAUUCGGACUAUGCUUCGAUGGAUGAAGCUGCUGUCAAGGAGGCUCUUAGACCGGCGAAAAAGCAUCUCAAGAAGCUUAAGAGCGGUACAGAUGAUCUGAAUAGGGACGAAAAGAUCUCUGCGCUCAAGGAAUGCGUGGCGGGUAUUGGAGCGAGAAUAGACGAGGUGGUCGCUGGGAAGUCUGGUUCUGAAGCUGCGAAAUGGAGGAAACACUGUUGGGUCUUCGCAUCCUUCUUUUGGCCUCGUGAAGGCGUUCACUACUCAAAGCUCAUGGACAUACACAAGAAGCUCGUCAAUGAGACUUCCCCUGCGCCAACAAAAGGCAAGGCAAAAGUCAAGCGGGUGUCGGAGCCUAGUGACGCACCUCCUAAGAAGCGAGCGAGACCCAGCAAGCCAAAGGUCAAGAAAGAAGGCACAGAGGUGAAGAAAGAGGAUGACAAGCCGGAGACAGAGGAGAUGACAGAAGACACAAAGCCCAAUGCCAGUGGGGAGAAGGAAGAAGACGGCACGGAUUAGAUGUAGCUUUCCAUUUUGGAGUUCCUCAACACAUUGUCUCGAUGUGCAUGUACUCACUACCAAGUAUCGGCAUUUGUCAUGCUCAUCAAGUGAUGCCGGUGCGCCUUAAAAAGGUGCUGCGACGACGAGAGGAUCC